AACUAUAGUCAGACUUAACACGCAAAAAUGAGCUGGAUUGUUAGAAAUUUGCUAAUUUUAUUCUUUGUGCUUCACACGGCCUGGAAUGUCAACACACAAGGAUGCCAGAAUAACUGGACAGAGUAUCGCGGUGUUUGUUACACGGGUAUUUCAAAGGAGCUAAGCUGGCUUGACGCGAAAAACGAUUGUAUGAACAAGGGCGGAGAUAUCGCGAGAGUCACAGACAAAGACGUCAACGAAUUCAUCCUUAAAAGAUUCAGAAAGUCCGAACAUAUUUGGGUUGGAUUAACGAGAUGCUCUUUCAAUGAGACGAAAUGGUGUUAUCCUGAUGGAACAGUGACCGUGUAUACAAACUGGGACAAAAUAAACAACGAACCAAAUAAUGUACGUGGAGUUGAAAAUUGCACGGAAAUGUACCACGACGGGACCUGGAAUGAUUAUUCAUGUAAACUAAGCAGAUCUUACGUUUGCCAAAGGCCAUUUGACGUGGAUGAAUGUCAGUUGGGUACUUCCAAAUGUUCUCCUGACGCCAAAUGCGCGAAUACUAUUGGAUCAUACACCUGUACAUGUAAUGAAGGAUUUACAGGAAACGGGAGCGUAUGCGAAGACAUAAAUGAAUGCUUUCUAAACUUUCCUAGUCCUUGCCAUCACAAUGCGAGGUGUAUAAACACGAAAGGUUCUUUUCAGUGUUUUUGUAAAAGGGGUUAUUCUGGAAAUGGCUCUCUUUGUCAUGACAUAAACGAAUGUUCUAUUGGCAUGUAUGGUUGCCAUAGUGACGCUGUUUGUACAAACACAAAAGGAUCUUUUAAAUGCAUUUGCAAAAUUGGUUAUUAUGGUGAUGGUACAUUUUGCAAUGACAUAGAUGAAUGUGCCACUAACAGACAUAACUGUCACAGUCGUGCUGUUUGUACAAAUACAAAGGGAUCCUUUAACUGCUCAUGCAAAGAUGGUUAUUCCGGAGAUGGUAAACUCUGUGAUGAAUCGCGUUCACUGUCAUAUGGUAAACUGAGAAAUCAGGCGCAAGAACUUUAUAAUAAAGGCAUAUCGUUUGAAGCCCGGAAAAGAGCUGCUCAGAAUAUUGUCGAUGAGCUGUCCUACUUAACACGUCAAGAUUUGAAUAACGGCGGAAAAAACGGAACGGCAAGGCAGCAAAAUAUAACCAAUACAGUCAGAAUACUUCAAAAUAUCGUCGAUUUGAAUAUUUCUGAUAGCAGCCUGAAUAUAUUGGGUCCAGCGAGCAAUAUAUUAAAUAGUAGAAACACAGAAUCAUGGCGAAAAAUAAAGGAUGAAGGAGUGAUCCGUGAUCUUGUGAUGACGCUAGAAAACUAUGGAUUUCAAUGCGGAAAUAAACUGGAAAACAAUACAUACAAUUCUUCAGUAUUUCAAAACCGUUCCAACGUACAGUUACAUGUCAAAUACUUAAAAACUAAUGUUGAAUUGGCACAAAAGGAGAGACUUUUUAAUUUUUCAAACGCAUCAUUCAGUCUUUCACGCGAUGCACUAGCGACAGAGUCUGGUGCAGUCGUCGUUAUCUUGUGGUAUAAAACUUUAAAUUCCUUUCUCGGAAAAAGGUUAUCUGGAAAGAACGUUUAUGCGACAGUGAACAACAAGAUUAUCAGCGCAAGUGUCAGACCUGAGCCAAGAAUACCGUUUCGAGAACCAGUUCGUAUCACUUGGGAUACCAUUGACCCGGCUGAAUCUGAAGAAUGUGUAUACUGGAAGCCAGAAUUAAGUGAAAACAGAUGGAAAACAGAUGGAUGCACAAAAGUACCAGAUGAACACCGCCUGAUAUGUGAGUGCAAGCAUCUUACAGCAUUUGCUUCCAUGGACAUUUCUAGAAAUAUGAUGGAAGAUGAAGAAAGAAGAACUUUAGAAGUAAUAUCAACAAUUGGCUGUUCUGCAUCCCUACUUGGGGUGGUUCUGACGAUACUCACGUACGCAUUGCUGUGGAAAAGACUUCACAAAAAUGUUAAGACCACAGUUCCUUCCCAAGUGCUUAUGAACCUCUGUGUUGCGAUUGGAAUGACAGAUAUCUUCGCGGUCUUGGCUGGACCAGCUUUCAAUAACGAGCCAUUCUGUAUAGCCGUUUCUAUGUUAUUAUAUUUCUUUGUUCUCUCCCUUUUUGGAUGGAUGUUAUGUGAAGGAAUCGUCGUUUACCUUCAGCUGGUGAAUGUUUUCACUGGUUUAAGUUUAGGAGGAAAACAUCUCAAGUCAUUUUAUGUGAUUGGCUGGGGAAUCCCAGCAAUUGUUAUGGCGGUUUUAGUUGGAGUAAACGAUCUUGAAAAUUUCAAAUCGGAACACGCAUGUUGGUGCCAAGGUGGCGGUGGUUUGUUUUGGACUUUUGUUGGUAUUAUAAUACUUAUCUUACUGAUAAACAUAAUAAUCUUCGUUCUGGCGCUCCGGAACGCCAUGUCCUCCAGCAUGGCAAGCGAAAGUGCAAAGACUGACAGCAAGUUGCGAAAAGCAAAAGUUGGUCUAAAAGGUUCAGCUAUAUUGCUGCCUAUCCUUGGGUUGACGUGGCUGUUUGGUUUACUGGUAUUCAAUCGAGAUACAAUUGCGUUUAAAUAUUUAUUCGCCAUUUUUAAUUCUCUGCAAGGACUGAUGAUAUUUGUUUUCCACGUGUUGUUGAGUAAAAAGAUUCACGGAGCAAUCAAGAAAGAAAAGAAAGCAUUCAACACCACGCACACUACUUAUGCCUUUUCCAAGAACAAUUUGUCCGACGGUGUUUCAAGAUCAGAGUCUGGUACACCGGUGUUUUUAAAGAAAAUUAUGGCAAGCUCGCCAUUUGCUGUGAAAAAAAGAUACAACUUGGAGCACAGCAGCAGUGAAACCCUUAAACGCAACGAUGACGAGUUCGCGUACACUAAAGGAAGCUCCCUGGAUGAACUGAAGUAACAAUAAAUCAGCUAUAAGUCGCUUCAGGCCAUGUAUGCCUGGUUUCCAUUCAUUCGUUAUUGUCGUGAACAUGUCAACAUGGGUAAUGUGAUGACUAUUUCUUAUCGGUGAAAAUGACUUGUUUACUACGACAACUGCAACGAAAUGAAAACCAGGCUAUACAAAGCUGCAAAAACAUCCAGUAUACGUAUUAAUUGAUCAGUUCAGUCACAUAACAGAUUGACCUAAAUGCAUACUUUUAUUUCACGAACAUACGCUCACCUUGUAUUCCAUAAGCCCAUUUACCCACAGUCACAGAAGAGGAAAGCCUGAAAUAUAUUUUAAUGUCGUAUUUAAGUCUCAAGCAAAGGAAUGGGAUAUCUAGUAUGAGUAACUAUCAGUGUUUUUCUGAUUAUGUUAAAAACAAUAUAUUUUUCAGUCAA
This is a messenger RNA of Dendronephthya gigantea, 3317 nucleotides long. RefSeq names its product CD97 antigen-like. Bases 28 to 2895 code for a protein of 955 amino acids. Gene Ontology annotation, cellular component: membrane. The record is from RefSeq and is a predicted model, not a curated record. Gene Ontology annotation, molecular function: calcium ion binding; G protein-coupled receptor activity. Gene Ontology annotation, biological process: cell surface receptor signaling pathway; adenylate cyclase-activating G protein-coupled receptor signaling pathway. Lineage: Eukaryota; Metazoa; Cnidaria; Anthozoa; Malacalcyonacea; Nephtheidae. The transcript is spliced from 16 exons.